This is a messenger RNA of Haemonchus placei, 2337 nucleotides long. NCBI's taxonomy places the organism in Eukaryota, Metazoa, Nematoda, Chromadorea, Rhabditida, Trichostrongylidae. The record is from the annotation of a GenBank genome assembly.
CUACAUGGCUUUCGGCUGCAUCAAGUGGGACGGUACUACUCGGCGAGAUGGACUUUCCGACGGCAUGGGUGGAAGCAGUGGAAGAAGCGCCUUGACCUGAUUCGCAACACGAGCAUCGAGCUCUUUGGCGAUAAGAGCACGUCGUCCCAUUUGAUGGCCCAGUGUUUCCCGAGGCAGCAAUUCAGAUCGAUGGCGUCGAAACGGUCCUGCGAGAAACAGGAAUUGACCUCCGGGCUGCCACCGCCAAACCGAAUCCCACUUGCUUGUUGGCGGCUUGCUGGUAGGGAUAAGUGUAGCAGUUGCAGCAGCAGCAACAGCAGCGGAGGGGCUGGGCUGAGCGACUGCUACCGCGAUAGAAGACCCUACCUGCAAUUUCUCUCUCUUUGCACUCAGUUCUGAACCAGCAGAACUGGCCGGCCUUUUUAAACUUUGCUGUUGCAGUUGGUGAUGUUGAGCCUAGGAGUUAUUAUGAAAAUAAAGGAACUUCACGAGAGUAAUACGAGAGUUGAAACCAACCGCCUGUAAUGUGAAAUUCUGGGAGAACGUAGGUGGCAAUGUUCUAUUGUGCAGCUGAUAGAUCUGUGUAGCUGCAGACAACACUGCCGUGGCCGCUUCAACAGAGUAACAGUAGUUUUUCACUGCACUCAGGCUGAUUUCAUGUGUUGGUCGUCUAGCGGCGAAUCGUAGAUUCAGCAGAGAACGAGGACAGACUCGGCGAGCAAUCCUGUACAUCACAGAUGGCCGCAUUGUGAACGGAGCUUUUAGCUGCUUGGUUUUGGUAGGGUUACUCGGAGAAAUACCAGAUGCAGAUGUAGCAGCUAGCAGAAGAGGGUGAUUGGGUGGUAAACGUGCUAUCACAUGACCCGCUCCGACUGGUCUAUUUUUGCAGCCUUCACAAGGAUCCGUCCCUCGCACAGGAGGACCAGUCGUUUUCGCAUGAUUCGGGAUAUAGACCUGUUUUAGCUUGCUUUCAUGUUCCGCGUUUUUCUUCUUCUUCUGCUCGACAUAUCGAUUUGUAGUUUUCCACAUGUAAUAGUACUCAACAAUAUCACGUGGAGAUUUCCACGGUAGAAAAUCGACCCGUACAUCCGAGAAAUCUUUCCCAUACUUUUCGAGAGCAUCUUCAAAUAAAUUUGCUUCCGCGGCAGACCAUUCUUCAAUUUGAUCUCUGCACAAAAUGGGGCCACCGAGACUGACGGUAUUAUUACCAGUUGCCUUGUCCGCUUCUAAUGGGUAGUAGUUCUUAUUCGGUGGUGGAACAAGAUAUUUCACUGCCUGACCAAUAUCAUAACCAGCUUGGUGAAGCAACGCCAUCGCAUGUAAAAGAGUUACAUCGCGAGAGGCAGCCGCUGCAGUCAUGUGUAGAGAGGGCAGCUUUGUCGAAGAAGACGUAUCAAGAGCUCGUGAGAAGGUUCCUACGGCUCUGGCAACAAUAAGAAACUGGUCCAUAUCGCGAUCCGUUAAGGAGUGAUGGGGAUGGUAAACAAGUGUUUCACGUUCUGUUUCUGAUGGUGCACGACGAGACGCGCGUAUUUCACUGCCACUGUGCUCUUCUUCAUCAUCAAUCAUCAAUUCAUCGCCAUCGCCAUUCUCCUUCCCAUCGUCACACUCCAUCGUUUCAGGUACUUCUGCUUGAUACUUCUCGCCUACUCGUAUAGCUCCUUUGUCAGCAAGCAAAGUAAGCUGGCUCGGAUCGUACACCAAAGAGUAAAAGAACUUGUCCUCGCCCUCAUAGCUGGAAACCGUCUCGAUCUCGCUGAGCAAUGUAACUUGGCAUUUCCCACGAAUCAACGUGGCUGGAAGGGUCUCUACUUGCCGUGAAAGGAAAAGUUCUCGCUGCCUGAUUCGGUGUCGCUUAACUUCCUCGAGUUCGUCCACCCCGAGAGGCAAGCCUGCUGAACCCCAUUCGAAGCGCUUAUCUGAUUCUGGAUCUUCCUUCGAAUCGUUUUUGUGAUCUGUCACGUCGGACUCUUCAGCUUUCACGUCAGCUCCGUUCGCCACUGUGUGACCUGCCGCUCCAUAUUUCUCUGGCUUUGGUUUAUCUUCCUCAUAAUAUUCGUCAAAUCUCCGUUCAGCUUGAUCUGCAAUUUUCAGUAGUGCAGUAGAAAUGUCUCGACGGCGAUAGUAUAAUGUAACCCGUGCCUCGACUUGUCCUGUUGCAGUCUUAUUUAAGUCUUCGAUUCGGCGAAUCUGAUAUGGAGUGUUNUCAUCGCGCGGUUAUAUGAUGUGAUAUGCAUCAUUACUUACCGCCCACUUUGUACAUAUUACAAGCUGAAAACAGUCCAUCAUUUGCACAUUUUAAAAAUUAGUCGUUGCACAAAAAUGACGCCCGAAUAA